This is a messenger RNA of Phytophthora sojae, 285 nucleotides long. RefSeq lists its product as hypothetical. The record is from RefSeq and is a predicted model, not a curated record. The transcript has a single exon. Lineage: Eukaryota; Oomycota; Peronosporomycetes; Peronosporales; Peronosporaceae. The annotation marks the transcript as partial.
CUUCUCCCGAAGGAUGCGAAGAAGAUCUGUAAACUCGUUCGAGUGACUGAGAUGUGGACUGCUUUUGAGCGGGACAAAACACGACGAGACUUUGCAAAUAGCAUUCGCAUUCGUGCUAAAUUGUAUGGAGCGAAGUAUGCCAAAGGAGUGAACAUGGAUAAGUAUUUGGAGGAUCUUGAGGACUAUCGCCGGCAACUCGAGAACAUGAACGAUUCCAUCACAGAUGCUGAUAUGGCAAGUAUCAUUCUGACGGGGGUGGAAGGAACCCAUCGGAAUGUGAUGCGG